UCCAUCAUGGCCGGCGAAUCACUCGAUGUAGGCUAUCUGGCAAUACCCGCCGUGUCCGCGCUUAUAAUCUUCCUUUCCUAUACAUCUCAGUUCCUGUUCCUAUUUCUCGAACCGAGCCCACUUUCUCCAGCCGAAAUAUUCAAGUUCAAUGCUCUAGUAGCUUGUAUAUGGAUUUGUUAUUAUCGUGCUUGUACUGUUGAUCCUGGUCGUGUGCCAAAUGAAUGGACUCCGAAGGGUCAGAAUAUUUCUUUAGAUGAUAAUGGAGAUUAUAGAAAUGAUGGGAAGUGUGCCGCUUUUAAGCCGCCGAGAGCGCAUCAUUGCAAGAUAUGUCAACGAUGCAUACCAAAAAUGGACCAUCACUGUCCCUGGACACGCAACUGCGUCUCUCACUUCACACUCCCGCAUUUUGUACGCUUCUUAGUCUAUGCUGUUGCAUCAAUGGCUUAUCUUGAAUCAUUCAUCUUCACUCGAGUCGGCAUAAUCUGGGCGAAUAGAGAUAUGCCUAGUUAUCUCGGCCCCAGCAUCCCAGCGCUCUGCCACUUAUUCAUCUUACUAGUCGUAAACAGUCUGACCUUAUUCGCUCUUUUCGUGCUGCUAGUCCGCACACUUUGGUCAAUAGGCGGCAACGUCACCACCAUCGAAUCCUGGGAAAUCGAGCGUCACAAGACUCUACUUCGGCGCGCGAGGUAUUUUGGCGGGUAUUUGGAUGGACCUGAUGGGAUCAAAGUCCGGAUUCGGAAGCAGGAGUUUCCGUAUGAUGUGGGUAUUUGGACUAAUUUUCGAGCUGGGAUGGGUGGGAGUUGGAAUGUUUUAAGCUGGUUCUGGCCAUUUGCAAGGACACCGGAUCGAGCAUCUGGUCUUGAAUUUGAAGUCAAUGAAUUUGAGGAUCUAAAUCUAUCCUGGCCACCACCAGACCCGGAUCGCAUACCGCGGAAAUCACGGCCAAUAUUAACAUCAGCAGAUCCAUUCACCAUCCCACAUUAUGAUUCCGCCGCUGAUGAAAUGGCCGCGUUCAGACGCCGGCAAGAAGAAGAUAUUGCUCGACGAGCGGGGAUCAACGAUGGUAUCGUCAGACGGAGGAGAAAGUUCCAUGAACGAUACAAUAAGACCAACAAAUCAGCACAAGAAAAUGAGUCGGAUGAAGAGAUUGUGCAGGAUUCGGAAGGGGAUGAAGUUGAGGAAGAAGGACAGCAAUCUAGUUCUGAGGUCAAUGAUCGUGUCGAUUUUGAUGAGGGGGAGGAAGCGUGGCGGAAUGCGGAAGGGGAGAGAUUGGAUGAUUUUGGGGUUGAUGAGGACGUGGAGUUUUACGAUGAGGAAGAUGUGCCGUUGUCUAUUCUUAAGGAGAGGAUAAAAGCUGGAUUAUAGAUUAGUGGUCUAUAAAAAUAGGUCUAAGGAUAAGAUCUCAAGAAUAGAUAAAUGAG
This is a messenger RNA of Talaromyces stipitatus ATCC 10500, 1421 nucleotides long. RefSeq names its product palmitoyltransferase with autoacylation activity Pfa4, putative. The record is from RefSeq and is a predicted model, not a curated record. Lineage: Eukaryota; Fungi; Ascomycota; Eurotiomycetes; Eurotiales; Trichocomaceae. Gene Ontology annotation, molecular function: protein-cysteine S-palmitoyltransferase activity. Gene Ontology annotation, cellular component: endoplasmic reticulum; endoplasmic reticulum membrane; Golgi apparatus. Bases 7 to 1365 code for a protein of 452 amino acids. Gene Ontology annotation, biological process: peptidyl-L-cysteine S-palmitoylation; protein targeting to membrane. The transcript is spliced from 6 exons.